This is a messenger RNA of Anas platyrhynchos (mallard), 7725 nucleotides long. It is a transcript of the gene GLRA3, whose product is annotated as glycine receptor alpha 3. Gene Ontology annotation, biological process: monoatomic ion transmembrane transport; chloride transport. Gene Ontology annotation, molecular function: transmitter-gated monoatomic ion channel activity; glycine binding; extracellularly glycine-gated chloride channel activity. The record is from RefSeq and is a predicted model, not a curated record. Gene Ontology annotation, cellular component: postsynaptic membrane; plasma membrane. Lineage: Eukaryota; Metazoa; Chordata; Aves; Anseriformes; Anatidae.
GCCGCCGCGGCGGGGAUUAGGCUCCGUCCCGCCCGGCUGCCAUGCGGGGCGGCGGGGCCCGGCGGGCGGCAGGCGGGCGGCGGGAGCGGAGCCACCGGAGCUCUCCAGGGUGCUGAGCCGAUUCUGAGCGCCUCCUUCGGCAGCAUGAUCCGGCCGCGGUACCUCCGCGCGGUCGUCUCUGGGUUUUACCUGUGGGAAGCCGCGGUUCUGCUCAGCUUGGUAGCCACAAAAGAAACAGACAGUGCAAGAUCUCGUAGCAUGCCAAUGUCGCCAUCUGAUUUCCUGGAUAAGCUAAUGGGCAGGAUGUCGGGCUACGAUGCAAGGAUAAGACCAAAUUUCAAAGGUCCUCCAGUUAACGUCACAUGCAACAUAUUUAUAAACAGCUUUGGAUCCAUUGCAGAGACAACCAUGGAUUACCGAGUGAACAUCUUUCUCCGCCAGAAUUGGAAUGAUCCACGUCUUGCGUACAGUGAAUAUCCAGAUGACUCUUUAGACUUAGAUCCAUCCAUGUUGGAUUCAAUUUGGAAACCUGAUUUGUUCUUUGCUAAUGAAAAAGGUGCCAACUUUCAUGAAGUUACAACAGAUAAUAAGUUGCUGAGAAUUUUCAAAAAUGGAAAUGUACUUUAUUCUAUCAGAUUGACUUUAAUACUGUCCUGUCCAAUGGAUCUCAAAAAUUUUCCAAUGGAUGUGCAAACAUGUAUAAUGCAGCUGGAAAGCUUUGGAUACACAAUGAAUGAUCUCAUUUUUGAAUGGCAAGAAAAGGGAGCAGUGCAAGUAGCAGAAGGUCUCACUCUGCCACAGUUUCUCUUGAAAGAAGAAAAGGAUUUAUGUUACUGCACCAAGCAUUAUAAUACAGGAAAGUUUACAUGCAUUGAAGUCCGAUUUCACCUUGAGAGGCAGAUGGGUUACUAUCUCAUCCAGAUGUACAUACCAAGUCUGUUGAUCGUCAUUCUCUCCUGGGUGUCAUUUUGGAUCAAUAUGGAUGCAGCUCCAGCCAGAGUGGCUUUAGGCAUAACAACUGUACUGACCAUGACAACACAAAGCUCAGGUUCACGAGCAUCGCUUCCAAAGGUAUCAUAUGUCAAAGCAAUUGACAUCUGGAUGGCUGUGUGUCUGCUCUUUGUAUUUUCUGCACUUUUAGAAUAUGCAGCUGUAAACUUUGUGUCAAGGCAACAUAAAGAACUCCUGCGAUUCCGACGGAAGAGGAAGAAGAACAAGUAUUUUGAGGGAGUUCUUGAUGGAAAUGAAAUCAAUGAAUCAUUACAGCAUAGCAAUGGCUUGAGAUGUGCAGGACCUAUAGACGGGACUUUGCCUCAAAUCUACAGUACAAAUUUAAGGGAUGAUGACGUACGGGAAAGCCAAUUCAGUUUUACAGCAGCAUAUGGAGUGGGGCCAUGUCUGCAAGCAAAAGAUGGAGUGACACAGAAGGGGCCUAAUAAUCCUGCUCAAACUGCACCAAAGAGCCCCGACGAGAUGAGAAAGGUAUUCAUCGACCGAGCCAAGAAGAUAGACACAAUUUCCAGAGCUUGUUUCCCAUUAGCCUUUCUGAUUUUCAAUAUUUUUUACUGGGUAAUUUACAAAAUCAUUAGGCAUGAAGACAUUCACCAAUAACAAGAUUAAGGUUUGCAGUCCAUACAGAUCCUGCCAUGACCAACAGGAGGCCUUCUGUUAGAAAUGUGUAAGUCAGGAGCAAUUGGGAAACCUAAAAACACUGGAUGGGGGGAAAGAUCAUGCAUGGAUUGCAAUACCCAGCCAGAGUGGAAUGGAAGACUGACAGCAGAGAAGAUACAUCUGCUGCUGCAAACAUUCUGUGUCAAAUUAAACAUUAACAACUUAUUAUAAAUCUCUCUCUACUGAAGCGUGUUUAUACUUACUGUUACAUAGUGGUAUAAUUGUACUCUUUGAUGUUCCUUACUUUUUUUCUUUUUUUUUUUUUUUUUUUUAAUUCUGGUGCAUAAAAAAAAAAAAAAAAAAAAAAAAAAAAAAAAACAGAAAGAAAUAUCCAGCAUACUCUAGGUAAAAUCCCACCUUUAUUUUAAUUUUAAAACAUAAUGAAACAUUAGUUAUUUUAAUUUAGAUUUUUAAGGAUUUGUCUUAAGGACAGGACCUGAGGCACAGUUGGCACAUUUAACUUGUAUAAUUUAUUCAAUAAAUUUCAUAUUAUCAAUCCCCUGGAAAGUGUGUGUUGAAAUAAUCUCAGCCAGCACAAGGUAUUUACAGUUUGGUAGUCUGCUUAUCACACUGAAAAUAUAACAACAUUUGCAAAGUGUUGAUUCCUCUAAACGACUUUUUCUUUCUUGUAAUUACCUAAACUUUAAUAAUUGAAUCUUUUUUAAAUCCUUUUUAUAUAUUGUUUUUUUCUUAAUUGAUAAAACUCAUACAGCAUUAGAGAUAGGCAAACUACAUCAAAAUUUUGCAGUGCUUUAUAUUGAUGCAGUACAAAGAGAUCUUGAACCAAAACUAAAAGCAAAUAAUCAACUGUUUCAACAUAUAUUGAUGAAAUGAAAUAUUAGGAGGAUGGGUACCCCUCUGUUUAUCGAUAUAGAUUUCCUACGUGUUAUAUAUGUCAUAAGAGGUUGAAUUUAAGAGUGCAUCAAGUUUUCUGUAGCAUUCUUUGAAGUAUACUUAUAUGAUUUAGAUAUUGGUUAAGAAGUACUUAGAAAAAUGUGACUCUUCUGAAAUAUGAAAAAGGAUCUGAAUGGUAUUUCACAUUUAUUGCACUUCAUAUAAUAAAUAGGAUAAAAACUGUUAGAACUCAGAGGCAUUUUCCCUCUUUAUUAUUAAAUAAGUCACAUUAUUAUUUUUUUUUUGAUUAUAACACGAUAGAUCUCAUUUAUGACAUAGCUUGCAGGCAAGUGUUUACUCUUGCCAAUCUUCUCCAUUGAAAAACAAAAACAUGCUAAGAUAUAAAUCUCAUAUUUAGAAUUACUCAUUACUUUAAGUCCAGUAGCUGAGGCUGUUUCUCAUUGCAAAAUAUUUUUGUUUUGAACGUGUUUUAAAUUUUUGCUUUUGUUAUUGCUUAGAAUGUGUAUACAAAAGCAAAAUACAGCUGGAGGCAAACAUCUGGUGCACUGCCAAAGGCACGCUGAAUAUGAAGUAAUAGAAGCAAUAUAACUCGACACUGAGGAUUAUAACAUAGCAACCUUGGGUUUGGAUGUGUUUGUUAUUGUUUUCCUCCAAGGAUUAGUUAGGGAGAUUCUAAAAUAGUAGCUCUCAGAUUUUGUUCAUCUGUUUCAGAAAGAUGUAUACUCCUCCAAUAUUUUUAAAAGAGUAUUAUUUUUUAUAGUUGUGUUUCAUUUAUGAUCUGAAAUUAAUUCAAUUCACUUUAAACAAUUAUUAUUUGGUAAGGUGUUUUGUUUUCUUUUUUAUUUCUUUAUGUGCAUGUUCCAAAAAAAUCCUGUUCAUUUACAAAUAUGGGUGCUGAUCCAUGAACUAAUGGCUGACAUUUCAGUUGUAUUAUAUUUCUUUCCUUUAAAUUGUCAUAAACUAUCUGAUAUGAAAAGGGAUGUUAAUUUAUUUCUGCUACCAGUGAAGUAGGCUUUUUUUUUUUUUUUUUUUUUUUUUCCCUCUAGAACAGCUGACUUCUGUUCAAUAAAGAAUUCUUAAUUGGAGAGAUAAGUGCAUAAGUAAUGCUGGCCAGAAUAACUCCUAGUUAUUCUAGUUUCUAAUGCCUGGUUCACAUUGUCUCUUUCCCAAUCACUCCAUAGUCUGUUGCUCUUGCACAUGUAUCACUACCUUAUUUUGAAAAUGUUAACUAAUUUGAGUAAUGCAGAACUAAACAAAUUUAGCCCUGAUUUCUUUCUCCCCUUUUUAAGGCUGAAAAAAUCUGCUUUCAUACAGGAAAUUUUGAGAGCGAUAAAAGAGAGAUUGGAUUACAACACUGACAAAACAUGAGUCGAAAGGAAUGUAGAACUGUUUAGCAAGAAGGACAAUUUCCUUGCAGUGAGGAGGAAUAACCCUUGUGUCAUAUUUCUCUUUGACUGGAGCAUGCUAAUCUAAGAAAAAAAUAGAGCAUACUAAAAAAACACGCACACACAAAAAAAAAACAAAAAGAAAACAAAAAAAAAAAACAUAAGACUACACCUGUGCGGUGUCAAGAGUUGGACUUGAUGAUCCUUAAGGGUCCCUUCCAACUCAGGAUAUUCUAUGAUUCUAUGAUUCUAUGAUAAUUUUCUAACCUCCCCAAUGGAUUGUUACCUAUAUAUUCUAUUUUAAAGAAAUGAGACCUGUAGAUGGCUGACUAGAUAGUGCCUAGUGUUGUGUCAUCUUUUCAGUCAUGAAGUAUGAGGAGAGGAAAGAAGAAAAUGGCCUUAUUUCUUCCCUCUAAAAAGAAAGAAUUCUGGACAGUGCAAAGAAUAAAAGGAUAUGCCUUCCUUUAUGUAGCCCUUUCAUAGGCCAUUACAUUGGGAAGCUGAGCACUCCCUACCUCUAUAAAGAAGAUUUUCAUAUAAUGGUCAGUCUUCUAACAAGGUAUAUUGAAAAUAAAGAGAGUUAAAUAUUUAAACCAUUUAAACUCUACAGUAUUGGUGAAACUUUUUUUUUUAUUAUUAUUAUUAUUAUUUAGUAAUCAGUUAAUACCCAAAGUAUUUCAAACAGAGGGGGAAAGUAAAAAUGGUUCCAUAAUGAUGUUUUCAAAUGUACAGAACAUUUGGCAUAUCAUCCUGCUGUUCUAGGUAAGUAAAUGUUUUCCACUUUGAUGUGAUUGAACCAAGGUCUUUCCUGUGCUGAUGGUUUUGAAUUAUUUUUUUCUGGAAUCAUAACAUUUGCCAAGGUAACAGAAGCCUCUGCAGUCCACUAAAUAAUGUGUUUAUCAAAAGAAAUUUAAACUUCAUUUUGAUUAUUCCUAAAUUAUUUAGUGUUAAGUCACAUGGCAAAGAAAGAGAGAAAUGUCAGUCGAGAUUCUAAGAAAACUCAAGGUGAGAAUGUCUACUUAUUCACCACUGACUAUGGGAAAAGCCUAAAAAUGCCAAUAGGCAUGCCAGCCCUCUAUACAAAGCUGGAACCAACAGUUACCGUCAUCAGUUAAAAUUAGUGUGGGAGCUGAUUCUUUUGUAACUGUACAGUAAAAUAGCAGGGAAUUAGAUUACAAAGGGGCAGGAAUGGAAAGUGGUAUUUAUCUGACUGUGGUCUAAUACAAUCCUGCAAAAGAAAUAGUGGAGAGGCAGAAACAGAAUCAAGGAAACGAUACUUAAAGGAGAUGGUAUCUAGUAGGUCUUCUCCUACAUCUAAAAUAGACCACAUUCAUCAGGCUGAAGUAGAUAGCUACCUCAUCUCACUAUAACUAAACCUAGUCUCUCCAGAGUAAAGGCCCUUAGCAAAGCCAUACAAGAAGGCUUCCUGUAUGCACAACCCCUACCUGACAGGCAACAGCCAACACAGCUUUGCCCCCAGCAAUUAUUCACAAUAAGUACAGACUCUGCACUGUUCAGGUCAUAUUUCUGUGGACUCUAUAGACUAAUUCUAAUUUUCAAAAAUAAAAUAGUGGCUCUAGAAUAUCCAUGCAAUGCAAUGAAAUCAGAGGAAAAAAAAAAAUGAGGAUUUGGAGGAAUUCCACAGCUAAAGAGCUGGCACCGGUCACCAAAAAGGGGAAAGAAGGAAAUAUGAAGCCUCCAUUACCAAUAGGUAUACUACUACAGGUGGAAGCAGUAGGGCAAGGAUUUAUGCAAUAUAUUUCUUCUCAUGGAAUAGUAGUUUCUACCUGUGCAGAUGGAGAACUGAUUUCCACACCAUAUGCUUUCUUAAUGGAAAGAUGAGCAGAGCAGGAAGGUACAUGAGAAAAAGCCUGGGCUGUACAUAGCAUAACAGACAGAGAGAAAGCCCAUAGUAUUUGGAAUUUCACAUGUGACUGUCUUUUCUUCCUGUACUGGAAGAAAUGUGGCCAAAACCAUCUUCCCCUUAGUAAGGCCAGAAACUUCAUGUCCUUGAGAGGGGAUAAGAAAGGUCCCACAGAGGUGGAAUAGAUAUACUCAGCUACCACAGGCCUUGACUAGUGACCUACAUUACCAAACUCCUGCUUAAACUCCACAUAGCAAAAUGUUUUUUUGGUUUUUUGUUUUUUUUUUCUAAAACUAUAUCCAAAUAUCAACAAAAUAGAUUUACAUAGAGGGUUGGCUUUUUUGUCUAUAAAGGUAAUAAAGUAGGGGAGGCUUGAGGGAGAAAGGAAAGAAGGGAUAAUAGUGUUUUAUUAUUACAAUUUAGCUAUUUGAACAUCAAAAUAAAGCACAUUUUUUCUUUCAACGAGUUUUGACAGCAAGCACUAUUAUUUAAGCAGGUUAGUGGAAUUCAGGAAGAACAUGGGAUUUAAUUAUUACUUCAGUUCAAUAAUAUAAUGAUUUUCUUUGGAUUCUUUUUAUUAGUGUUGAUUCCAUAACUUUUUUAUAAACUAUUUUAUAAAGAAUCCUUUGUGAUGUUUGAGAGGUGAUUCUCCUUAAUCACUAGAAAGUCAUAUAUUUAGAUGUGCACUUUACAUUUAAAGAAUGAGGUAUUGUUUCCACUUUGUAUUAUAACCUGUUAGAGAAUUGUAGGUUGAUACUGUAGAUAGAAACAGAAUAAGAUAAACUGUAUAAAACCUUAUAUUUUUAACAGUAGGGAAAGUCUUCCUUAAACUUAAAAAAAAAUAAUAUUAAAUGUAUUAUUUUUAGCAAUAAUUUUAUAUUAGAAAUGAAAUUAUUUAUACAGUUCCCAGCCCAAGCUGAGAUACUUUGUUGCAAAAAGUAAAUAUAUUUUAUGUGCAACUUCUGCUCUCCUUUGAGCUAUAAUAGGAAUUAAUCCAAUCCAACAGAGCAGAAUUUGGCCUUAUACUGUGAAAUUGCUGAAUGAGCUAUUAAUUCUUGCAGUACCCCUGUAAGGUAGUAAAAUAACUUUAUCCACAUCUCACUGUACAAUCAAAUGGCUAUUUAGAUAAGAACAAUAUCAGACCAUCAUGGCUUUUUUCCUUUUUGAGACAACUAAGAAGUAAAACUAUCAAUCGCAAACUAAGCCACUUGUUAAUAAUAAAAUAGAUAUUCUAUUUUUCAGUGGUUAUGGAAAAGGUGCCUUCAGGCAACACACGUCACCUAUAGAAGUUACUGAAAUAUUAUCAGUUUGGAAGGCUUGUGGAAGCAGGUUAGAUUGCUAGAAGCAGUGGGUUAAAUGCCAGGAAAAUGUUGGCUCAUCCUGUAUUCUUGACUUUCUUAAAUAUUACUGCACUUCUUCACUUUCAUCUUUGUGAAAUAUGCAAGAAACUUUUCUUAUGUUUGUAUUUUUAGUGUUUGGCAGAGUGAUGUUAAUGGAUGAAAUGGACUAAUAGCAACUGAUGUUCCAUGAAUGUGUAAUUGUGAGCUGUAUAAAAAAAGAAAUUGUGCCAUAAGCUUUUGACCUAAAGGUUUAACAUAAUAUACAGUAUUUUGUGUGUUCGUGAUCGGAGCUUUUUAAAGGCUAAAAAAAAAAAAUAAAAAAAAAGUAUUACUAACUUGUCUGUGAGUUUUAAACAUAUUCUCCUGUGAAUUCUGUCUAGAUAACAUUCACUGGCAAUUUCAUCUCAAAGUACUUCCUUUUUAGUAAAAAUCUGUAAAUGUGUUGUGCAUGGAUUUGAUUAAAGUACUUUUUAUUGUAUUUCAGUAUCAUAUUGCACUUAAACUGAUAUUCUCUGCAGAUGGGAAUCUUAAAACGUGAAAUUUAUGGUGUCACCCAUGUUAUUAUAUAUAUUUUCCUCAAAAAUAAUAAACAACUUCUUUUCAUAAACCA